CGCGCAUGCGCGUUGCCACACCCUGUAGACGGCCAUCUUGCUAGAAAAGUUGUCGCCGCUGGCGUAUCGUUGAUACUGUUCUCUAAACACAUUAUUCUGGCCCUGUCCCAGUAGUGGAAGACAGCCUCCACAAUGCCGAAACCGGUGAACGUGCGUGUGACGACGAUGGAUGCGGAGCUGGAGUUUGCUAUCCAGGCCAGCACCACAGGCAAACAGUUAUUUGAUCAAGUUGUGAAAACGAUAGGGCUCAGGGAAAUCUGGUUCUUUGGCCUGCAGUAUACAGAUAACAAAGGCUAUGUUACUUGGUUGAAGCUAAACAAAAAGGUUCUGAGCCAAGAUGUCAAGAAGGAGAACCCACUGCUGUUCAAGUUCCGUGCCAAAUUCUAUCCUGAGGACGUCGCCGACGAGCUGAUACAGGAAAUCACUCUGAGGCUGUUCUACCUGCAAGUGAAGAGCACCAUCCUGACGGACGAGAUUUACUGCCCGCCCGAGACGUCUGUGUUGUUGGCUUCGUAUGCGGUGCAGGCCAAGUAUGGAGACUACAAUACGGAGCUGCACAAGUCUGGCUGCCUUACCAGUGACCGUCUUUUACCGCAGAGGGUAAUGGAUCAGCACAAGUUGUCAAAGGAGCAGUGGGACGAGCGAAUCACCAAUUGGUGGGCAGAGCACAAGGAACUUCCAAGGGAGGAUGCCAUGAUGGAGUACCUCAAGAUUGCGCAGGACCUGGAAAUGUACGGUGUCAAUUACUUUGAGAUCAAGAACAAAAAAGGUACAGAGCUCUGGCUCGGAGUGGAUGCCCUGGGGCUCAACAUCUACGAAAAAGAUGACAAGCUUACUCCCAAGAUCGGCUUUCCCUGGAGCGAAAUCAGGAACAUUUCGUUCAACGACCGAAAGUUUGUCAUCAAGCCCAUCGACAAGAAAGCUCCUGAUUUUGUGUUCUUUGCACCCCGGCUGAGGAUCAACAAGCGCAUCUUGGCGCUCUGCAUGGGGAACCAUGAGCUGUACAUGAGACGUCGCAAGCCAGAUACUAUUGAGGUGCAGCAGAUGAAGGCUCAAGCUCAGGAGGAGAAGCUGGCACGAAAGCAAGAGAGGGAGAAGCUCCGAAAGGAGACUGAGGCCCGUGAAAUGGCAGAGCGCAAGCAGCAGGAGUAUGCCGAGCGCCUUCGGCAGAUGCAGGAGGAGAUGGAGAAGAGGCAGAAGGAGCUCUUGGAAGCCCAGGACACAAUCCGCCGCCUGGAGGAACAGCUACGGCAGGUACAAGCAGCCAAAGAGGAAUUUGAGCGCAAGCAGCGGGAGCUUGAGGAUAUGAUGGUGAAGCUAGAAAAUGACAAGGCUAUGGAAAGCGAGGAGAAGUUGCGCCUUGAGGAGGACAUCCGGGCCAAACAGCAGGAAGUGCAACGCAUGCAAGACGAGGUGAACCAGAAGGAUGAAGAAACCCGACGACUGCAGGAAGAGGUAGAAGAUGCCCGCAGACGCCAGGAAGAGGCGGCGGCAGCGCUGGUAGCAGCCUCCACGACUCCUCAACACCACCAUGUGACAGAGGCUGAGGAUGAAGGGGAGAAUGAUGAGGAAUUAGCGAACGGUGAAAUGGGCGCUGAGCUCACCAACCACGAAAACGAGAACCUUCCACGUCCCGAAGAAGAGCGCUCCACUGCAGUAUCCAAGCAAAAGCACCUGGGUGAUCAACUAGAAAUGCUAAGCAAAGAGCUCUCGGCUAUGAAGGACGACGCCAAGCUGACUCGCAACGACCUCCUGCACCAGGAAAACGUGCGACAGGGCAGGGACAAGUACAAGACACUGCGCGAAAUCCGCAAGGGUAACACCAAGCGCCGUGUCGACCAGUUCGAGAACAUGUAGUCGGCCAGUGUUGCCCCACUUUUCUCAUUGGCCACUGUGGCACUCCUUUUUUUCUCCCCCUUCAUGUCCCUUCCCACUUUUGUAAUGGAAGCAGCAAGGGCUGCCACCCAGUGGCCUUCUGUCAUUGUCCCGUUGUAGCCUGUGAGGAAAGCAUUCCGAGAUUGAGUUCCCACGGCUCACAGUUGUUAUUGUGUUGCGUCCCAAACGUUUUCCAGAUUAGAGCACUAUAGAUAAGGGGAGAGGAAAAUGCAUAACUAAGAAAGCCAAUCAAAAAAAGAAAAUACCCCAGUGCCUGUGACCCGUCAACGUUGAGCGCGAAAGGUGAUGGGCACUAAAUUGUGUGACGUCAUUUCCGAAAAAAGAAAGUUAGGAGGGGAGUCGUCUUGCACGGCCGCCUGUCGAAGUGUAUUUUUGUACGCUGUUGCGAUAGCGCAUUUUUUUCUUGAAUAUAUAUAUAUAAUAGUGCCUUAUAGGAGGGAGCAAAUAUUUAGCUUUUAAUCUCGGAAUCAGGUGCUUUUUCUCUCUCUCUCUCUCUCUCACCGUAUCGCGAGACACUGGUUCAUUACUUACUGUGUUUGUUACAAAGGCUGUUGCAGUUGCGACUUUUUCUAGAGAUGUACGCCACUGUCCACGUUUUCGAAAGAGCAUCGUUUAUCUGGCACUCUUCGUAACACUCUGUUACUGUUUUACAAGGUUUGUACCGAACUGCCUAGCUGCAGGAAAAGAAACUCGAAGUGAUGUGCAUGACGGCUGUAGGAGCUGUUAAUAAAUUAAGCUAUUUUCUCCAUGCCAAAAACAAAAAAUAAACUCCCGUUUUACAA
Ornithodoros turicata is the source of this 2678-nucleotide messenger RNA. It is a transcript of the gene Moe, whose product is annotated as moesin/ezrin/radixin homolog 1-like. Gene Ontology annotation, cellular component: cytoskeleton; microvillus; filopodium. Gene Ontology annotation, biological process: positive regulation of protein localization to early endosome; positive regulation of early endosome to late endosome transport; regulation of organelle assembly. Gene Ontology annotation, molecular function: cell adhesion molecule binding; actin binding. Bases 133 to 1857 code for a protein of 574 amino acids. NCBI's taxonomy places the organism in Eukaryota, Metazoa, Arthropoda, Arachnida, Ixodida, Argasidae. The record is from RefSeq and is a predicted model, not a curated record. The transcript has 14 exons.